This is a messenger RNA of Coprinopsis cinerea okayama7#130, 1623 nucleotides long. RefSeq lists its product as hypothetical. The transcript is spliced from 2 exons. Lineage: Eukaryota; Fungi; Basidiomycota; Agaricomycetes; Agaricales; Psathyrellaceae. The record is from RefSeq and is a predicted model, not a curated record. Bases 1 to 1623 code for a protein of 540 amino acids.
AUGUCUUCUCUCACUAUAUGUGAUCCUCGUAACGAAGUACUCUCGAACGAUGACCUACUUGAUGUGAUCUUCCAGCUUAUCUUUUACGACGAUCCAGAACGCGAUAUCUCGCCGAACAUGUACUCCCCGAGACACCAGUUACUUCAUCUGGCUCUGACGUGCAAGGCCUUCCUUAACCCAGCUUUAAAUGUCCUCUGGAGCGUACUACCAAGGUCCCUGGAACCAUUGAUCCAGCUCCUUCCCGGGUUCACUGCAGACCGUUACAGCUAUACAGUUAAUGAUAUCAUUACAAGUCCAAGCUGGGAGAAACUCAUGGCAUAUGGAAGCCGAGUGAAAUCUAUCACCUUCCCAGAUGACUCUCGGGUGAUGGACCUCGACCUGUACCAGCGUAUCUCCCACCACUCAACUUCACUCCUUCCCCGGGUCCAAUCUCUCACUGUCCGUUGUCGAAAUCUUAUAGAUCCCCGAGCCCCAUCUCUGGCGAUUGGUCCUUCUCUCCAAAGAGUGAAUAUCCGACUCGCGCGCUGGGUUCCGCAUACAAUUCUAACCGACCUUCUGGGAGACCCCUCCCGCCUGCCAAAUAUCAAAACCGUCGAGAUUGAAGGAGGAGAAUGUCAAAUCAUUCCCCCCGAGUUGUCGGUGGUGUUCAACCUCAAAAGCGUCGCAGCGCUCAGUUUAGACUUUGCAGCGUUCAAGUUGUCACCGGUAAUUCUGAACGACGCUGCCCGCUUACCACUGCUCUCUUCUCUUUCCAUCUCAUCCCUCGCGACAAAUGCUAUUAAUAUCACGACCACUAAACCAAAUGCGCCCAUGACCUUCCCUUCUUUGACCAACCUCGAACUCGGUGGGAACGUUGCAGGCCUCGCCCAGACCCUUUCCCAAUUCCCAUCUAAUACAAAGGUGAAGUACAUCCACUUGCGUCUCGACAAGGAGUCGGACAUAUAUACCGGGGAGGGUGAAUGGUCACGCCACAUGGCUCUCUCCUUCCAACACACCGCCGAGCGGUUUGGUGCCAUCACCACCGUGGAAGUCACCGACAGCAGCGGCAGACAGCUUUCAUUGCCUAUUCUCCGACCUCUCCUCUCCAUCCGAGGCCUGCAACAUCUUCGUCUUCAAUUCACAUCAUUCACGGGCACAGACGAUCUCAUCAACAAGAUCGCGCACUCUUUCCCCGACCUCGUCACCCUUGUCCUUCCAGCUUCGCCUGGCAAAGAAUCUCCCACCGUCGAGUGUCUGUGGACCCUGGCCAAUGCCUGCCCCAAACUCGAGGAUCUCCGCAUGUGUAUCAAACUCGGGUUCGUCGCUUUCAACUACACCGCGACCAACCACCCCCUUCGCUCGCUUCAUAUACGUGCUGCGACUGACCGCCCAUCAUACGGCCGUCCAUCGCCUCCACCCCUCAAGAUCUCGACUCAUAUCACUAUCGCGACAUUCCUUGACACUGUUUUCCCCAAUCUACUGUCGAUCGGAAAUUACUCGGAAGGCGAGGACGGUUAUAGCUCUUCAGACACUGUCGAGGGCAUGGUCCAGCUCAUCACUGCUUUGAAAAACGCUAGGAAGUCUGGCGCCGCUGCUGCGUCCAGGCAAUGUAACACCUGCAGUUCAGCUAUGUCCAUUGAUUAA